AAGAUGGCCACUAACUGACGCGUCUCCCGAUUGAUUUUUUUUCUCCACAUUAGUUCUAACACCGUUUGCAGCAAAAUAAAAUAUAAUACAGUCCAAGCAACCGCAUACUGCCGAAAAUAAAUGUGCCAUUGCACACCCGCCGCGCUUAUAAAUAAACAGUACCGCAACCAUAACCUGUGCUGGAUCGUCUCGUUCUUCGAUCGCGGUUUUACGUGAAUAUAUUCGUGUUAUUCUCAUCACCGAUUUCAACACGGCCCUAGGCCCGGUAAAGACGGAUUCUAUGUGCCUUUAUCUAUGGGAUAACUGUCAUCGACACCAUUUAAACCAUAUGAUUCCUAGACGCAAUGCGGAAGUGAAAUCUAGCUAGCUAACUGAUGAAGUUAUAGAUAAACAAAUUAGAAAGAAAAAUAAUUUCCUUCCGAAAGGACAACAAAGAUAAAACACGCACAUGCGUUAUAAGUCAGAGAGAAUCGAAAUCAGUUUGAUGCCUUCUGCAAUUCCGACUCGGAGAGGCGUUUGAAUAUUUUUGACAGUUACGCGGGACAAAGAUGGCGUCGUGUUUCUCCGGCAGCCAUUUUGGGCCUGGCAGCCAAGAAUACAUUCCAGUAGCUGAAUUUUACGCGGAUAAGUCUGUUUUUGUUACUGGCGGUACAGGAUUUAUGGGAAAGGUGCUUGUUGAGAAAUUGUUAAGGAGUUGUCCAAAGAUUAAGAAGAUUUACCUCCUGAUGCGGCCUAAACGUGGACAAGAUGUCGCCUCUCGUCUCACCGAACUCACACAAUCACCUUUAUUCGAAACAUUGAGGAAGGAGCGGCCACAGGAGCUGAACAAGAUCGUGCCGAUUGUCGGCGACAUCACAGAACCAGAACUCGGCAUCAGUCCCGCGGACCAGGCUAUGUUAUGUCAGAAGGUGUCGGUUGUAUUCCACUCGGCGGCGACAGUAAAGUUCGACGAGAAACUGAAGUUGUCCGUUACAAUCAACAUGCUGGGCACGCAACAGCUGGUGCAGUUGUGUCACCGCAUGCUGGGACUCGAGGCUCUGGUGCACGUAUCAACGGCAUACUGCAACUGCGAGCGGGAGCAAGUAGAAGAGACUGUGUACGCACCGCCUGCGCACCCUGAGCACGUCGUCACACUCGUACAAACUCUGCCUGACGAUCUGGUUGAUAGGAUCACACCAGAUUUAGUAGGAGACAGGCCUAACACGUACACAUUCACAAAGGCUCUUGCAGAAGAUAUGCUUAUAAAGGAAUGCGGUAACUUACCUGUCGCCAUUGUCAGACCAUCUAUAGUACUAUCGUCACUUCGGGAGCCAGUAAAGGGUUGGGUGGACAAUUGGAAUGGACCCAAUGGCAUCAUCGCAGCCGUGGGCAAGGGCAUCUUCCGCACGAUGCUGGGCACAGGCGGCCGCGUUGCCGACCUCGUGCCUGUCGACACAGUCAUCAACCUCAUGAUAGUCUGCGCCUGGAGGACGCAUUUCAAACGUGGCGAGGGCGUGGUAGUGUACAACUGCUGCACCGGCCAACAGAACCCAAUCACGUGGCAGCGCUUCGUCAAGACCAGCUUCAAGUAUAUGAGAAAACACCCAUUCAGUGAAGUGGUGUGGUACCCGGGCGGCGACAUCACGGGCAACCGCGUGAAGCACGGCGCACUGUCGCUGCUGCAGCAUCGCUUGCCGGCGCACCUCAUGGACCUCGUCUCCCGCGCCACCGGCAACAAGCCCAUGAUGGUCCGCGUGCAGAACAAACUGGAGAAAGCGUCGGCGUGCUUGGAGUAUUUCACGACGCGCCAGUGGGCGUUCGCGGACGACAACGUGCAGGCGCUAUGCGGCGCGCUGGCCGCCGACGACCGCGCCACAUUCGACUUCGACGUCACCAACAUUGACUGGGAUGCCUACAUUGAGUCCUACGUGCUCGGCAUCCGGAGGUUCCUCUUCAAGGAGAGCCCAGACACACUGCCCAAGUCGCGCUCCGUUCUCCGGAGGUUACAUAUAGUGCACAUUGUGACUCAAGUGGCGACCGUGUUGUUCCUGUGGAGAUUCCUGUUCAGCCGCUCCGACGCGCUGCGGAACAUUUGGCGUCGCAUUGUUGAUUAUUUAACGCGCGCGGCGCGCCUCCUGAUGGCCAUCGCUUGAUGCUGCGCGCUUUUGAACGUUGAAAGCACGCAUCAUUGACUAUGAAUAUGCUUCCGUACUCGCUGCGACAAAGUACCUUAAUUUCACGCUGACGUUCGUUACAAGAUGGCGGCCGGACAAAAACCCGCGAAAGUUGACACCAAUAGAUAUUAAUAAGAUAACGGCAAAUAAAUCGGUUUAGGGAUAUUUUUCUCGUAUUGUAAGCUUCAUAUGAGCUGUUGAAUUUUUGCUUCCACGAAAACGAUGCGAUGAGACUUAUAUUAACCUAAAAAUUAAUUGUUAUUUGUGACAGUAUGAAAGGUUUUUUUAGGUAGCGAAUUUUAACUUCUCGAGCGCUAGUUGAUAGUUCUGUUGUAUCGUUGGUUAUAUUUAAAAUGUUAAUUCCAAAUGAUUUUGUACCUACAUUUCAGCUCAAUAAGUAUUUUCAAAUAUAGUCAAAUCCUGUUAUCGCAUAGUAAUAUUUAUACAAUAGUGUGUCGCUACUGAUGGGCUACUGAUUAAAGUCGUU
This is a messenger RNA of Papilio machaon (common yellow swallowtail), 2640 nucleotides long. RefSeq names its product putative fatty acyl-CoA reductase CG5065. Lineage: Eukaryota; Metazoa; Arthropoda; Insecta; Lepidoptera; Papilionidae. Gene Ontology annotation, biological process: long-chain fatty-acyl-CoA metabolic process. The record is from RefSeq and is a predicted model, not a curated record. Gene Ontology annotation, cellular component: peroxisome. Gene Ontology annotation, molecular function: alcohol-forming very long-chain fatty acyl-CoA reductase (NADP+) activity. The coding region runs from base 549 to 2132 and encodes 527 amino acids. The transcript has 12 exons.